CUAAAAAAAAAAACAGCUCCUUCUGCUGCAGCUGAAAAAUCCCACAGUCCUUAAACGCACCGCGCGGGCGGGUUCCUCCUCCUCCUCCCCCCCCCCUCAGGUGUGUGCGGACGCUGAAUCUCCCGCUAACGUCGAGCCGCCGCCGCCGUCGCCAUCGUUCACCGCGGACAAACCAGCAGCGCGGGCCCCGCCGUGUCCCGCAGAAACCACCGGGGAGCUGCACGGACUCAGGCCGGAGCAGCAGCUGCCUCCUUCGGCUUCGUGGUCUUCGGGUUUUUCCGACGCUCCGUGCCGGAGCUCGGUGUGUUUACGCGGCGGCCGCAGAGUGAGCAGAGAGCAGCGGAGGAGGACGCGGUGAACCCGCGGAGCUGCGGAGAAAAGAAGACAAGUAGACGGACACAGAGAUUCUCCUCCACCUCCUCUUCCUCCACUUCCUCCUCUUCUUCCUCCUCCAAUGGGUUAAAAUCGGGUCGUUGUUCCGGAGAAACCUCGCGGAGCCUUGGAGCGUCACACCUGCUCACCCCCACCUGCAGGGGCCGUAUGAUCAUCAGUCUCCCCCCUCCUCUCCCUCCUGCGGCCCACCAUGCCGGCGGGGAUGAAACCUCUGGAGAAGUUCCUGAAGAAGCAGACCACAGCUCUGACCCGGGCCGGGGGCUUCGUGGGCGGCGUGACGGACAAGGCCAGCGGGGGAACCGGAGCGUCCCGCCGGAGAGCCAGUCUGUCCCGGGUCGUUCCGUUCUUCAGAGAGACGUCACCCGAUAGUGGUCAGACCCGGGAGGUCUUCAGCCCCGACAGCGAGGACGCCCCCUGCUGGCCGCCCGGUCCGGUCUCGGUGCCGGGCAGCGCUAACAGCUCUGGUUCAGGAGGAGGAGACGUCCGCAGUCCGUCUCUGUCGAGCGACGAGCAGAGCUCUGAGGCGAGUCUGAUCACAGAGAGUAGUGGAGGAGGAGGAGGAGGCGGUGGCGGAGGAGGAGAGGAGGAGGGAGGAGGAGGAGCCACGCCUCUUCACCCUGACACGCCGGACAGUCUGACCCUCACCAUGCUGGACAGCGUGGCGGGAAAACGCUCCGGACACUGCACAGAAACGCUGCUGGACGACUUCAUGUUAACACAUCCCAUCUUCCUGACGUCUGACAGGUUCCAGCAAAUUCUGCUGCAACAAUUCUCUGUGGAGACAGAGGGGAGGGAGGGAGGGAGGAGAGGGCGAGGUGAGACGGAGGGAGGGACAGAUGGAGGGAUGGACGCAGCGGAGAGGAAGCAGGCGGUGCUGAGCGUGGCGUUCAGGUACCUGGACACGUACAGAGAACUGCUGCAGGAGGAGGGCGAGCGCAGCAACAGCUUCCCCAAGGAGCUGUACCUGCGUGCUCUCCAGGACUUGACUCGUUAUCCUGAACUUGUUGAAGACGUUCUGAAGCUGCAGCGGUGGACGGAGAUCUUACACCACCCCUCUGAUGAGGAGAAGGAGAGUAAGAAGAAACAGGUCCGUCCUCUGUUCAGACACUUCAGACGCAUCGAUGCGUGUCUGCAGCCCAGAGAGGCGUUCAGGGGCUCUGACGAGAUCUUCUGCAGAGUCUACACUCCGGAUCAUUCCUACGUCACCAUCAGGAGUCGUCUCUCGUGUCGAGUCGGUGAAAUUCUGGCUCUGGUCCGAGAGAAACUCCAGUACAGUGAAGAUCAACCGGUUCUUCCUGGAAACCUGGUCCUGGUGGCAGUGACAUCAUCAGGAGAAAAAGCCGUGUUUCGUCCCAGUGACGAGGCCGUGUUCACCACACUGGGAGUCAACACUCACCUGUUCACCUGUGAACCCUCAGAGCUGGACUCACUGGUGAGGAACCUGUUCAUGCACUACAUCGCCCCCCAGAGGCCUGGAGGCUCCGUAUUCGCUCUUCUUUAG
Molecule: messenger RNA, 1894 nt
Organism: Solea senegalensis (Senegalese sole)
Lineage: Eukaryota; Metazoa; Chordata; Actinopteri; Pleuronectiformes; Soleidae
Gene: rapgefl1
Product: Rap guanine nucleotide exchange factor (GEF)-like 1
Exons: 9
Coding region: 584-1894 (436 amino acids)
Source: RefSeq, a predicted model, not a curated record